AUGAGCAAGAAAGUUUGGGAUUUGUUAUGUGAUGGAGCUGUCGUUUAUGUGGCUGGCUCGUCGACAGAAAUGCCAUCUGAUGUAAUGUCGGCUUUAGGGGAGAUUGUGUCAGAAGAGACGGGAGGAUCAAAGGAGGUUGCUUCACGGCGGCUCAAGGCUUUGGAGAAGGCACAGAGGUACAAUGUUGAAGCUUGGUCUUAA
This is a messenger RNA of Arabidopsis thaliana (thale cress), 201 nucleotides long. Its product is annotated as NADPH-dependent diflavin oxidoreductase. The transcript has a single exon. The record is from RefSeq and is marked reviewed. The coding region runs from base 1 to 201 and encodes 66 amino acids. Lineage: Eukaryota; Viridiplantae; Streptophyta; Magnoliopsida; Brassicales; Brassicaceae.